CCCCAGCUCAGUUAAUUUUUGCAAGAGGCACAUCAACGUUCACUCACUCUUCAGAUUCCCACUGAGCCUGCUGCCUUGGAAGGGUCUUUCACCUCCCAGAAGUCCACUUUUACAAAUACUUCCUGUGGAGACAGCUUUCCAGGCUAAAGUGUCCUCAUGGCUGUUACACUGCAAGGUGCCCAAAUGCUGCAGACGCUGGAGAGAUCAUUGAGGAAGUAUCUUCCUGAAUCCUUAAAGGUUUAUGGGACUGUCUUUCACAUGAACCAUGGAAACCCAUUCAACCUAAAAGCUGUAGUUGACAAGUGGCCUGAUUUUAACACAGUGGUUGUCCGUCCUCAGGAACAGGACAUGGCAGAUGACCAUGAUUUCUACAACAAUACUUACCAAAUCUUCUCUAAAGAUCCCCAGAACUGUCAGGAAUUCCUGGACUCCCCAGAAGUAAUCAACUGGAAACAACAUUUGCAGAUUCAAAGUUCCCAGUCUCGCCUGAAUGAGGCGAUACAAAAUAUUGCAAACAUUCAGUCUUUCCAAGUCAACCGCUCAGAAAACAUCCUCUUUGUAACAGCAGAGACAAUCAAGAAACUGUUCCCUGACCUGCUGGAUCCAAAGAAUUUAUCUCCGGGUAGUGGCAAGCCCAAGGCCAUCAAUCAAGACAUGUUUAAACUUUCAUCCUUGGAUAUCACCCAUGCUGCCUUGGUGAAUAAAUUCUGGCUUUUUGGUGGCAAUGAGCGGAGCCAUAGAUUCAUUGAACGCUGUAUAAAGAAGUUCCCAAGUUGCUGUGUCCUGGGGCCUGAGGGGACCCCUGCAUCCUGGACCCUAAUGGACCAAACUGGAGAGAUGCGAAUGGGAGGCACCAUGCCUGAGUAUCGAAACCAAGGUCUUGUCUCCUUUGUUGUCUAUUCACAAGACCAGAUUAUGAAGAAACGUGGCUUUCCUGUUUAUUCUCACACAGACAAAAGCAAUAUUGCCAUGCAAAAAAUGAGUUACAAACUGCAACAUCUCGCCAUGCCCAGUGCCUGGAACCAAUGGAAGUGUGUGCCUAUGUGAAGCUAGCCUUGAACACAAGAUGGUGUUGGGGGGGGGGGACCUGGGAAUGUAACUGGAUGGCAGACAAAGAAUAAAGGUGACCAAAAAGAGAGAAUAAAUGGAAACCAGAUGCAAAGGAGUGGGACUGUCUGUACUCUGGGGAAGCAGUGUGAAAGGCUGACAGAUAUGCCAUAGUUAUGUUCAUCAGAUUGCUCUUAGACUCCCUGAAGUUCAUUAUCUGAAGAAGGUCUAUGUCUUUCAGUAUUGAACUCUUCUAAUUUAGUCACACAUCCUGGAUCUAUAUGACACUCCCUUAUCAACUACACAAAGCUCCAAAUGGUUCCUCUUGGAAGCCCUAGUACACAACUUGGAGACUUCUGCUAACCUUGCUCGUGAUAAUGAGAUAAUGUUUUCUGGCUUCUGUGCCUUAUUCCUCUCUGUCUAUGGCUUUUCCUUCAGCGAUCAGCAAGUGUAUUCUCAUCAGGUCUUAAGAAAGUAGCCACUCCUUUGCUGGCUGCUUUAUACAUAUAUUAAAUACAUUAUACACGAACCAUACAGUUUAUCAGAUUAAACAAAAUACACAUAAAAUAGCAAAGGAAGAUAACAAGGAAAAGCCUAAUUUUGAUUUUCCAGUUCCAUCUUAGCCCCAAGAAAAUAAAGCAAUGUGGCUUUCAAAAACUUGACUUCCCAAUCUACUGCAAUCCUGUGAGAAUAAAUAGAAUAUGUGGUUGGUUGCACAAGUUUUAUGCUAAAUGAUAUCGCUUUUAUUUCACUGUAGCUACUUAAUUACAAAUCCUUCCCUUCAUUCACAUCAAUUUCCUUGGUAUUUCUUUAUAAUUCCAAACAAGCUCCUGCUUCAGGGCUUUUGUACUUCCUGUCCCUCUUUGUGGAAUACUCCCUGCCUCCACUUAGCUCUCUGGGAUGUCACCUUUUCUCUGUCCCAACUGAAACAUCUUAUAAAAUAGUCACUCUCCAUGUGUAACAUCCACCUCUCCCAGUAGUCUGCAUCCUCCUUAGAACAAUUCCUAGACUGCAUACUGGCUCCCUCUGUUAAAUAGGGUAACCAUUGAUGUAGAGUGUGUCAUGUGUUAUAUGCUUGUAUACUUCUAGAGGUACUCAAAACGUAUCACCAAUUUUCCAGUUUGCUGAGAUAUUUUGAUCUAAAUUUUCACUCAGCACAACGAUGUCAGUUUGCUAGAAUUAAAUUGGGAAACUACUUCAUAUUUAUUUAUUAUACACUUGACUGAAAUCAUUGUAAAAGUCUGCUUUGGAUACAAAUUGACAAUAUGUAUCAGUAAUAAGUAUAGCAAACAUUAAAUAUUCUAAUAUACUGCAUAAUGUUCAUGUAUUUAAUUUUGAUUAUUAUGGAGCUUAGUAAUACAUGCAUUCUGUUCAUGACAAUGUACAGAUGUUCAAUACUAUUGAAUAGUACACAUCAACAUACAGGUAUUCAAUACUAUUGAAUAGUACAUUUAAAAGGGUAUUUAAUAAUUAUUUUACCAUAAACUCAUUCACAUGCGUGCCACCAUCUCCCAACAAAUAAUUUCUGUUUCUUUCCAACCUAAGUUCAACUCGAUGAAAAAUCAGAGACUCCUAGAGUCUUUUAUGUAUAUAAACCUAUCAUGUGUGAGCAAAGAGUCUUGGACUUCUUCCUUUCUUGUGUGUACCCCAUUUAGUUCAGUCAUUUGUUUCAUUAUUCCAGCUAAGACUUCAAGUAUUUUAUGCAGGAAAAGAGGAGACAAACUUGUCUUCUUUCUGAUUUAGUGGAAAUUCUUUGAAGUUUUGUCUGUUUAGGAUGAUGUUUGAAGUGGGUUUUCCAUAUGUUGUCUUUAUUAUAUUGAACUGUAUCCUGGGUAUCCCUAUACUUUCAAGUAUGUUUUUCAGAAGUGGUAAAUAAUUUCAAAUUCAGUUUUGCAUCUCACGAGUUGGUCAUGUGGUCUCUGCCCUUUAUGAAUGUGCUAGAUUACAUUAAAUACUUUAGGUUUGCUGAAUCACCUUGCAUCUCCUGGAUGAAAUAAACUUUAUCA
Microtus oregoni (creeping vole) is the source of this 3053-nucleotide messenger RNA. RefSeq names its product glycine-N-acyltransferase (gene Glyat). NCBI's taxonomy places the organism in Eukaryota, Metazoa, Chordata, Mammalia, Rodentia, Cricetidae. Gene Ontology annotation, biological process: glycine metabolic process. Gene Ontology annotation, molecular function: glycine N-benzoyltransferase activity; glycine N-acyltransferase activity. The transcript has 6 exons. The record is from RefSeq and is a predicted model, not a curated record. The coding region runs from base 157 to 1047 and encodes 296 amino acids. Gene Ontology annotation, cellular component: mitochondrion.